Messenger RNA from Vollenhovia emeryi, 862 nucleotides. RefSeq names its product fatty acid-binding protein homolog 5-like (gene Fabp). Gene Ontology annotation, cellular component: nucleus; cytosol. The coding region runs from base 306 to 680 and encodes 124 amino acids. Lineage: Eukaryota; Metazoa; Arthropoda; Insecta; Hymenoptera; Formicidae. Gene Ontology annotation, molecular function: fatty acid binding. The transcript is spliced from 2 exons. The record is from RefSeq and is a predicted model, not a curated record. Gene Ontology annotation, biological process: fatty acid transport.
GCGCGAGGGGUACCAUCAGCAGCGAUGAUGGAGCGACAGGACAGACGAACCGGCCGGUCUCUAUCAGCCCGUCGACGAUAAUCCGUCGAAUACUUUGUCUGGAAUCAUCGCAGAUUGGCCGGCGGUACCCUCCCACCCUCUCUCUCUCUCUCUCUGUCGCGCGCGGGACCGGCGAGAUCCCUUAACGAAAUCCCCCCCGGAUAUCGUUAUAAAAGCCGGCGCGCCCCGGCGCGCCGUUCGUCUUUCUUCGGCGGCGAUUCAGCUUCUGACUUGUGCACGCGACCAGCCACUCCUCACGUUCAACCAUGCAGAUAGUCGGCAAGUACCAGUACAUGUCGAGCGAGAACUUCGAGGAUUACAUCAAGAGCCUCGGCAAGGCCGACCUCGCCGACGCGUUCCUGCAGGCCACGCCGGUCGUGGAGAUCCAGCAGAACGGUGACCAGUGGGUCGUCGUGGUCACCAGCCAAGGCAAGACCGUCACCGCCACCUUCAAGCCCGGCGAGGUCUAUGACGAGCAGCUUCCAUCCCAGGGCCUCGUUUUCAAGGUGGGUUCCGCUGGCAGAAAGACUCGCAUCAGGUCAUCGACUUCUUCCACGCAGCCUCGGAAAGGAGGAUUCGAUAUUCCGGGAGAAGAGGUAACGUUAGACGGAUUGUUCUCCGCGCGGAGAACGAUUAGCUGAAGCAUAACUUACAUCCGAUUUCUUGCGCACCAUGUGCAAGCCUCGCGCCAAUCUACGCGUUAAAUGAUGGAAGAUAGAUGAAUCUUGCUCUCGCGCAGAAGCGCACGGGAGGCGGCCGAAGGAUACAAAGGUCACCGGCAACUUGAACGCAAAACUUACGCACUUUGCGCUCGACGCGAGAG